Camellia sinensis is the source of this 2236-nucleotide messenger RNA. Its product is annotated as synaptotagmin-1. Gene Ontology annotation, molecular function: lipid binding. Lineage: Eukaryota; Viridiplantae; Streptophyta; Magnoliopsida; Ericales; Theaceae. Gene Ontology annotation, cellular component: endoplasmic reticulum. The record is from RefSeq and is a predicted model, not a curated record.
GUGUAUCUUUACAAAGCAUUUUUCUUGUAGAACUGUUUUGUCUGUAACUUUGCCCAUUUGGGUUUGUUUUUCAAGAAAGCAGAUUGGUGACAGCGAGAUCUCAAAGGUUCGUUUGGGAAUUGGGAUCAGAGCAGAGUGAAUUUUUGUAAAUUUGAUAGAGAUUUGUUUGCGUAUGGGUUUCUUCUGUACUCUACUGUUUCUCUGGAACUUUACCAAUUUGGGUUUGUUUUGAAAAAGUAGGUUUGGUGACACAGAUAACUGAAAAGGGUUGAUUUUGUUUUCUGGGAAUUGGGGGAACAGAACAGUGUGAAUUUGAGAGAGAUUUAGAGAUGGGUUUCUUCAGUACUAUACUGGGUUUUACGGGAUUUGGAGUUGGGGUUUCUGCUGGUCUCGUCAUUGGAUACUACUUCUUCAUCUACUUCCAGCCUAGCGAUGUCAAGGACCCUGUUAUUCGCCCAUUGAUUGAACAAGACUCGAGUACUUUGCAGCGGCUGCUUCCCGAGAUACCCCUUUGGGUGAAAAAUCCGGACUAUGAUCGUAUUGACUGGCUAAACAAGUUUAUUGAGUAUAUGUGGCCUUAUCUGGACAAGGCAAUAUGCAAGACUGCAAAGGAUAUUGCAAAACCCAUUAUCGCUGAGCAGAUUCCAAAGUAUAAAAUUGAAUCUGUUGAAUUUGAAACAUUUACUCUGGGUUCUCUUCCACCUACUUUCCAAGGAAUGAAGGUCUAUGUCACCGAUGAGAAGGAGUUGAUUAUGGAACCAUCCUUGAAAUGGGCAGGAAAUCCUAAUGUCGCUCUUGCAGUAAAAGCAUUUGGCUUGAAAGCAAGCAUUCAGGUGGUGGAUUUGCAAAUAUUUGCUGCACCACGUAUAACCCUAAAGCCGUUGGUUCCGAGCUUUCCUUGUUUUGCCAAAAUCUAUGUCUCUCUUAUGGAAAAGCCGCACGUGGACUUUGGACUCAAGUUCCUUGGGGCUGAUCUUAUGUCAGUGCCUGGUCUGUACAGGUUUGUUCAGGAGCUUAUCAAAGACCAGGCUGCCAGCAUGUAUCUGUGGCCCAGAACCCUAGAAGUACCAAUCAUGGACCCAACAAAAGCCAUGAGGAGGCCUGUAGGAAUUCUCCAUGUGAAGGUUCUGAGUGCAAUGAAGCUUAAAAAGAAAGAUCUGCUUGGUGCGUCAGAUCCUUAUGUAAAACUAAAGCUCACUGAGGAUAAGCUUCCAUCAAAGAAAACUACUGUGAAGCCUAGGAAUCUGAACCCCGAAUGGAAUGAGGAAUUUAAUUUCGUUGUUAAAGAUCCAGAGACCCAGGCUUUAGAACUUCAAGUUUAUGAUUGGGAGCAGGUUGGCAAACAUGAGAAGAUGGGUAUGAAUGUAGUUCCUUUGAAGGAACUUACCCCUGAUGAGCCAAAAGUGAUGACUCUUGAUCUACUGAAGAAUAUGAAUCCCAAUGAUGUUCAAAAUGAAAAGUCACGAGGGCAGCUCAUAGUGGAAUUGACGUAUAAACCUUUUAAGGAGGAGGACAUACCAAAAGAUUUUGAUGAUUCAAAUACAGUGGACAAGGCUCCGGAAGGGACACCUUCUAGUGGAGGCAUGCUUGUAAUUAUAGUUCACGAAGCACAAGAUGUUGAAGGAAAGCAUCACACCAAUCCAUAUGUGCGUAUCCUUUUUAGAGGGGAAGAGAAGAAAACUAAGCAUAUAAAGAAGAAUAGAGAUCCUAGAUGGGAAGAGGAAUUUCACUUCAUGCUUGAUGAGCCUCCCAUUAAUGACAAGCUUCACGUGGAGGUUGAGAGCACCUCAUCAAGAAUUGGAUUACUACAUCCCAAGGAAUCUUUGGGGUAUGUUGAUAUCAAUCUUUCGGAUGUCGUUAGCAACAAAAGGAUCAAUGAGAAGUACAAUCUCAUAGACUCAAAGAAUGGACGAAUCCAAAUUGAGCUGCAAUGGAGGACUUCUUGAGAUGUUGUCAGUUUGAGAUAGGCAUGUGAAGGGAAAAUUGUUGUGAUUGUUUCGUGUUGGUGACACCGAAUUAUUGUGUUUGUUAUUUGUGUACAUUGAUAGUAACUUCAAAAGUAUAGACACCAUGUAACUUUGUAUUCUUGCUGACACUGCUUACAAGUUUUAGCUUGUCAUAUUAGGUUCUGGUUUUGGUUCACUUUGUUUACUGGCAUUACUUCAAAGCAACAAUGUUGAUGAUGAUGAUGAUCAAAAUAUUAGUGUGGAAUGGUUGUUUUUGAUCUGCACAUUUA